AUGGUUGCUCAGCUGGAACACGAGCGACGACAGACCGCCGGCGUCAAUAUUUUCCACAUGUUCACUAACUGGCGAGAGCUGUACCGAGCACUACUCGCCGUGGCAGGCCUGACUAGCCUACAAACUAACGGUGCGCAGACCAUUUUCAUCUUCCAGUCGAUCCUUUGCGCGAGUCUUGAGUACAGUACCGGCAAGAUCCCUCUUAUGGCAUGUUUCUUCCAGUUGCUAUGCAUCUUUGGGGGUAUCGGAAACAUACUGGUAAUCGACUGGCUGGGAAGGAGAAUUUUGAUGAUGUCCUUCCUCAUCGGUCUCUCAGUCAUCCUCGGCGCCUUUAUGGCCUGCGUUGCCGAAUUUGAGCAGGAUUUACAGACCAUCCAUCUUGGAGGGGAGCAAGAGACACAAAAUCUCUUCCACCCAAGGCCGAUAUAG
Cladophialophora bantiana CBS 173.52 is the source of this 429-nucleotide messenger RNA. RefSeq lists its product as uncharacterized. Lineage: Eukaryota; Fungi; Ascomycota; Eurotiomycetes; Chaetothyriales; Herpotrichiellaceae. The transcript is spliced from 2 exons. The record is from RefSeq and is a predicted model, not a curated record. Bases 1 to 429 code for a protein of 142 amino acids.